GCUGGGCUCAGCCGGGCGCUGGCGGCUGGGUGGCGCUUCCUGCCACGCCGGGCCUGGGCCGCGCCAGCGCUGCUCCGCCGAGGGCCGGGCGUCGGCGGCCGCCGCCGGGCCGGGGAUUCGGUGACAUUUGCCAGCGUGGCACAGUACUUCACCAAGAGGGAGUGGUUGAGGCUGGACCCUGAGCAGAGGACAGCGGCGCCUUGAAGGAAUGUGACCUCCGCGGCAUGCGGAAGGCCUCGGGCAGAGAUGGAACCCGCACUACUGCCAUCGGCAGAGCCCCAGCAGUGACAACGCCAGACCCUUAACUCACUAAGCCAAAGGGAACUCCAACUCUCAACUCCUAGUGGCACAGAAGGAAGCCCCCUCAGUCUCCUGUUGGGAAAGACAUUAGAACAAACUGGCCAAUAGAAGACCGAGGGGGCUUCCUUCCGUGCAUGGCAACCUGAGGAGUUCCUGUUUGGAAUCCGGCCUCUGUCUCUCGCCCGCCCUCAUCAGGCCCAUCCCGGGCGGUGGAUCGAGCUGAGCAGCCUGAAAGCAUCUGGGGGACCCCACCGCGGACGAUGGGUGAAGACGCCCAGUCGCAGGAUACGGCGUCCACCAGCUCCCCGAGGGCGGGCGAGCCCAGCGCCGAGGUCAAACGGAGCGGGGACUCGGAGGGGCGGGGAGGGAGCCCGCAGGAUCCGCCUGUGGAGCAUCACUUUGCCUGUAAAGAGUGUGGGGGUGCCUUUCGGCUCAAGGUCCUGCUGGUGCAGCACCAGAGAAUUCACAGCGAGGAGAAGGGCUGGGAGUGCGGCGACUGCGGGGAGGUCUUCCGGGGGGCGUCGGAGUUCAACGAGCACCGCAAGAGCCACGCGGCCCCCGAGCCCCGGCCCGGCCCCAGCCGCGCCCCGGAUGAAGCGGCGGCGAAGGGGGAGCAGAUGGAGAGGGAGGCGAAGCCCUUCGAGUGCGAUGAGUGCGGCAAGAGGUUCAAGAAGAACGCGGGCCUCAGUCAGCACCUGCGUGUGCACAGCAGGGAGAAGCCCUUUGGCUGCGAGGAGUGUGGGCGCGCCUUCAAAGUGAACACCCACCUCUUCCGACACCAGAAGCUGCACACCUCGGAAAAGCCCUUCGCCUGCAAGACGUGCAGCCGGGAUUUCCUGGACCGCCAGGAGCUGCUCAAGCACCAGCGAAUGCACACCGGCCACCUGCCCUUCGACUGCGACGACUGCGGCAAGUCCUUCCGAGGGGUCAACGGCCUGGCCGAGCACCAGCGCAUCCACAGCGGGGCCAAGCCCUACGGCUGCCCGCACUGCGGCAAGCUCUUCCGGAGGAGCUCGGAGCUCACCAAGCACCGGCGCAUCCACACGGGCGAGAAGCCCUACGCGUGCGGCCAGUGCGGCAAGGCCUUCCGGCAGAGCUCCAGCCUCCUGGAGCACCAGCGCAUCCACACCGGCGAGCGGCCCUACGCCUGCGGCGACUGCGGCAAGGCCUUCCGCGGGCCCUCCGACCUGAUCAAGCACCGGCGCAUCCACAGCGGACUGAAGCCCUACGAGUGCGACACGUGCGGGAAGGCCUUCCGCAGGAGCUCCGGCCUGAGUCGCCAUCGCAGGACCCACAGCGGAGCGAGGCGCUGCGAGUGCAGCGAGUGCGGCCGCGUGUUCAAGAGGCGGUCGGCGCUGCAGAAGCAUCAGCCCAGCCACCACGAGUAAGACGGGCCGCAGCCCCACGGCUGCCGGCCGCCGGCCGCCGGCCGAGGCGCCCAGGGCUCUGGGCGAGGGGGGCAGAGUCAAAGGAGAUGAACCGUUUUGUAGCGCUUACACAUUUUGUCGUCGGAAAGGUUGAAGCCAACUUCUACUGCCACCAGCAAUUUAUAAGUGUCCGUGUUUCCCCUUUUGCCUAUGAGAGUAGCUUCUAGCAUUUCGAUGUAUUUGGGCUGCUUCAGCUGGCCUGAGGUACCAAUCCACAGGCCUUGAACCUGAGAGAGAGAGAAGAGAAGCCUGGCCGUGGGGGUGGAGGUGGGGUUCGUCGGUCCUCCCCCACCUGCUCCCCGCCGGGGGACACCGAGACCCGCAGCUAUUCGGGGAUGGCCUUGAGAGAGAGCGAAGCCAACCUUCCCGAAGAGAAGCUCGCCCCAGACUGCUUUGGCCUACUUGAAUUUAUAAAUUUUUAGGGCUGUAAAUAGGACAAUCACAUGUCUGAUAAAGAUUUAAUUUAUUAAUUUAGUGAUACAUACAUAUUGUAAAGUGCAUAUGACAUAGAAUAAUAUAUUAAUUCAGAAAAUCAUUCCCUUUUUCCCUAGCGCCGCUCCAUGAGGUCAUUUAACUCUAACUCCUCUUACACGUUCCCAACCUCACCGCCUUCACCAGCCUCAGAGUCCCUUUGGCGUCAUCGGUUCCAAAGCACAUCCAGUGGCUGCCAUCCCUCCGAGCUGUGGGCCAUGUAGCACUGUGACAAGGCUCUCGCCAGAAGUCGCCUCCCAAGCCAUAAGCACAUGUUCACGUAACAUUAGAAUGCUUGCUGUUGUUGUUGUUUCAUUAAACUGAAGGUGUUCCUUUUUUGAAACGACCUCUCACCGACUUCGUGAAAGCAUCUCAAGCGACACUGUCACUGAGAGGGCCUUCGCUUAAGAAAAAGUACUGAAUCGGAGUUCGGUUGCUCUCGUGGCCCUUUUUCUUAAGCCCGUGCCAUCUGGUGACGCCCAUCCAUGUCCAGAGCUGCCACUGACUGGGGUUCGUUUCGGCCUCAUGGGUCUUGUCCUCCAGCAGCACUCCUGUGUUCAAAACAAGGUAGGAACGUCUCAAGGACUCAAGGGUGAGGUGGCGCCUCCUUUUCGGGACCCGUAGCCUCUCCUCAGGUGGGGCCCAGCUGGUGUUUCGCCCAGCCUCCAUGUCCCCCUCCGGGAAACGAACGUGACCACGGGACGACCUCCGAAGCUCCCCGCAAGGACCGCGGUGCCGCCCGCGCCCGGCCCGGAGGCACGCGCUCGGCGAAGGGCCUCGGCCGUCAACGUCGUUGUCGUCGCUGUUGUUCCGUGACUCCUGGGGACAGACCCAGGCCUCCUGACUCCUGGUCUCCUCUUCUUUGUCUCGCGCGAUGACUUCAAAUACUGUUUCCGUUGUCUUGCAUGCGAAUCGUAUGUUCAUCUCCUUUGACCAGUUACCGAGUUCCCUUUGGAUAUAUUGACUUUAGACAGCAGUUCUUUCUUCAUCGACUGUGAUGAUGGCUUUUCCAGUUUUAUUGCUUUGCUUCGUGUAACAGGUUUAUUACAUUUCUGUUGUGCCAGCUUUUGAUUUUCACGUAUCCAACACUCAUAGGUGUCGGCUACGCCGUAGCUUCCAUUGCUUCAGUAGUUACAGGUGAUUACAUUUUUUUCUAGAAUUUUAAUUACAAAUGAAAAGUUGAAAGCCCUGCCCCACCAGAAGCUGGAUGUGCCAGGCGGGCAGGCUGGAUGGAAAUGGGCCAGAGACGCAGGCUCGCUCAUCCAAGACGCAGACCGCACAUCUGUGGGCAGUGCUCGACUAUCCAGCCUGGCCACUCAGGCCCUCGAGAGGAACUUCCAUCUCGGAUUGGCCAGCGCACUCUGACCGUUCCUCAGUAGAGCCCUGGCCGUCAGCCACAGGGCCGGGCCUCACCUCCAUCAAAGGGGUGGUCCCAACUUGGUGGGUCUUGGCAGCAGCAGGCCGAGGCCUUGGCCAUGCUCGGCGUGGAUUCAGUGCCUGAGCAGUGGAUCCACCCGAGAGACGUCCCAAACACACGGAGACUCACUCGAGGGACGCUGUCACGUGGAUGGCCUCCUCCUCCUCCUAGAGAGGGACCCUGGAUCUAGAAAGAGCUCGGUUUGGUGGCUUCCGCUUUCGACAACUAGGGGGAACUUCACCCGUGUGUUCUGAGGUGCGGCCACACCUCAGAGGGGCGACGGAGCAAAGGCUCGGAGAAGAACCGCGCCCCUCUGAAGGCUGCGCCAUGCCCGGGCUGUGACUUGCAGCAGCCGUGCCCAGGAGGGGCACUCCAAGGCGGGUUUGGAGGGCACCAACGCCCUUCUGACAAUGGCCUGUGUGGCAUGGAAAGAGAAGUUGGUCAUCCUGGGGCUGGGCUGUCACUUCCGCCAGCCCCCCACCCCCCACCCCGGGAGGAACGGCAGCAAGGGCCGGCCAGCAACCUGGCCCCUCCAGCGGCCUGGAGAGCCCGCAGGCAGAAGCCAGCCUCGCUGUGCCGUGACUUCACAGCAGCUGGGCCUGGGGUAGAGGGGGUGCUCGAGGGCUUGCCGAGGAAGCGGGCCCUUCUGAUGGGCCCCCCGAGGCCGGGAAGCAGGGUCCCACAGUGACCCUGUGACCUUGGCUAGAAGGUCCUCUGGAAUGGCCUCCGGGCCACAGCAGUGUCUCUCCGCGACAUCUCCAUCCUGAGCCCCGGGCUGGAGAGAAGCUGACGGCACUUGUUACAUAGCGAUUCUUUUUGCUCUGGGGGCCUCAGUCCUUGCCGUCGUUGUGAAUCUGUGUCUGAAAUCACUGCUUCCUUCUCUCUUUUCAAGCGGUUAUGACGUAUGUGCUACAACUGUCAUUUGGGAGCGAGCGCGGACGGCCGUGGGGAGGGGGGGGCGUCUGGCACCUUUGCAGGAGACACCCUGCCAUUUGUUGCCCGGGUCUUAGGAAAGAUCCAGAUGCAGUAUUAACUUGGAACCUAGCAUCGUGGGCAUCACCGCUCCACGUGUCUCCGGCCAGGACGCGGCGUCUUGGCAUCCGUCAUACCUUCUUUUUUUUUCCCAUUCGCAGUUCUAUGAUUUUCUCUCAAACCAACUGUCCUCCAGAGCGAACGCAGCUUUUCGGCCCCUGUGUUUGCGGGUAAAGUCUGUGCGCUCUGCAAACGCAAGCAGUCUGUGGCUUUAACAUGUGUCCUGUAGUUGUGCCGAGUCCAGGCUUUGCCCCGGGUCCCUGGGGGGUGGCUUUCGUGGGACUCUAGGUGUACCGCUACGUCAGAUGCAAAAUGUGACCAGGCUUCCUGUCGCGUGUGCUCGUCUAUGCAUUCGUGGAUCUACCUCAUCUCAUUUUUCUUUCUAAUCACAAAGGCAAACGGAGAGCAGGUGGCUUACCCAGAAUGCCGGCUCUCAUGCGAAAUGUGUCCUUUUCUUAUAUCCUGGAACCGUCCAUUGCUUUUAUUCAAGUUUGGGAUACUUGCUGAAAUUUUCAAAAAGAAAGUAAUUGUUUACCACUUUUGCUGCUUAAUAUGAUUAACCGUUUGGAUUAGUUGUAACCUGCCCACUGUCGCGUUUUCAAAAUGAGCCCCACCCAGUCUCGGUGGGCACCUUUCUUGGUGUUGUGCUCUGCGUGCCCGGGCUCCCCUUCCCCUGCCCUCGUUGUGUGUCACGUGACCCCCACCCCACUCUAGGCUACGUUCCUUCAGUCAGAACUGAGCACCUGCCUCGGGGGCAGCAACUGGUCGACAGAGCUGGAGACGUCGGGGCUGGGCCUUUCGGGUUCUCCAUCAGUGAAGAAGACUGAGAGAGAAGUUUCUGGCUGGUGCUGGAAGAAAGAGGGAGCCACGAGGGAUCGAGAGGAGUUGCCCCCAUGGGCGGCACCGGCUUGAAGGUCUGUGGGCUCCUGCUGGGCACCCAGAGCCGUCCCAGGGUGGCCCGCCCUGUUACGUUCUAGGGUUUCAAGCAACUGCCCUGACUGGGCUGCCUGUGUCCCCGCCAUAGAGUCCCCUGACCCGAGCCAGCUUGAGUGGGUCUCUGCUUUUUGCAGUCUGUCGAGAGCAAUUGCAUUUUACCAUUUGGCUGCUUCCCGAGACGAAUCACAUGGCUGGCCUUCCUCCCGUGCUACCCCGUGGCCCUCCGUCCAGGACCAAGCCCCCCCCCCCCCCCACCGACUGGCGUGAACACCUGUCUUAGAUGUGGUCCUAUAUUCGGUUCGCUAAGAUGAGUGAAAACCUAUGCCCUCUGGUCUCCAUGAGUUUGACCAAUGCUUCUCUGUCUGGGCAUUGUUCCUGUCCUGCCCCAUGAUUGCCCCGGGAAAUGAGUUCAAUCACCACCGCCUACCCUGUUCUCUCACCACUUCCAGCAAAUCCGUCAGAUCGGGGAGUUGAUAACCUCUGUAUGGCUCGUGUACUUUCGUUCUGUGGUUCUCCUUGCACCCGUUGGGCUGUUUACUUUCAAAAGGUGACAUGGUCUCUUUAAACAUGGCCUUCAAAGUUACUUGCAUAUCUGAGAACAGCUGUGUCCUGCCCCAGUUUGUAUUUGGGUUGUUGGCGCUCUUUUCUCCUUCCUCCCCCGUCUCCUUAACUUGUCUGUCUUACGGCACUUACUAUAAUUGGCCUUGCACUAGAGCUUCGCCCGCCCCCGCCCCCGCCCCCGCCCCCGCCCCACCCGUUAGAUUGUGAGCUCUUAGAAGACAGGGGUGGCCCCUCGUGUCCGAUGCCCCUACCAGACCUAGCACAGUGCCUUGCAUCGAGUAGAUUUCAAUAAAUAUAUGUUAAAUGGCA
Phacochoerus africanus (Common warthog) is the source of this 6453-nucleotide messenger RNA. RefSeq names its product zinc finger protein 275 (gene ZNF275). Gene Ontology annotation, molecular function: DNA-binding transcription factor activity, RNA polymerase II-specific; RNA polymerase II cis-regulatory region sequence-specific DNA binding. Gene Ontology annotation, biological process: regulation of transcription by RNA polymerase II. The record is from RefSeq and is a predicted model, not a curated record. The coding region runs from base 561 to 1688 and encodes 375 amino acids. The transcript has 5 exons. Lineage: Eukaryota; Metazoa; Chordata; Mammalia; Artiodactyla; Suidae.